AUGUUUGACGAUCAACCUUGGGGAAGUAGCUCCAGUCUUAAUAAUGGAUGGAAUAAAGAUGAACCAUUAUCCACAUUAGAAAAUGUUUGGGGUGGUUCUAGUUCAACUUCACCACCGCUAAUGUCCGCCUCUUUAAACGUAUCAAAUAAUAAUACCCACCAUUCAAUCUUAGAUAUGGAACAUUCAAUAAUGCAAGAUUCUCGCCCUAUUUUAAACAUUCUAGGUAAUGAUGAUAAUGACAAUAACGGUCUCUAUAAUAAUACUUCAACUUCCUAUCAAAAUAGCGACAAUAAACAAUCGACUGAAACUACAAAUAAUGGAUCUGACAGCAAGAAUAAUGAUCAAGAAUCAAUUGAUAUUCCAGAUAUUGCAGAUUGGGCUGAAAAUAUUAGAAAAGAUUAUCAUCCAUUAGGAAGAGAUAAUGUAGUAAUUGAACAAAUAUCGGAACGUGAAGGUAUGCUAUUUAAACAUACAAAUUAUAGAUUAACUUAUGCUAGUAUAACUGGGUCUCAGGAGACUACAAUUGUAGUCAGAAGAUAUUCAGAUUUUGUUUGGCUUCAAGAAAUUUUAAUAAGAAGAUACCCAUUUAGAAUGAUCCCUGAAUUACCACCUAAAAAAAUUGGUUCACAAAAUAAUGAUGAGGUAUUUUUAAUUAAAAGAAAGAAAGGUUUAAGCGGAUUUAUAAAUUUGAUUUUAAAACAUCCUAUUUUAAAAACAGAUGACAUUGUUCACACUUUUUUAACAUUAGCAAACGACAUAACUACAUGGAGAAAAAAUACAUCAAUCCCAACUAUCGAAGAAUUUCAAGAUAAAGUUAUUUCACAAAGUUUUAUUCAUAUGUGGAAAAAGGAAUUUGCUAUUCAAUGGAAUGAAGCUGAUGCAUCAAUUGAAAAAAUGGUGGAUAUUUGGUCGAAAAUUGGUGCCUUAGUGGAAAGACAAGAGAAAAGAUUGAGACAGAUCCAAAAUGAAACUCAUUCAUUUGCUACUUUAUUAGAUGAAUUGAUUGAUUAUACUCCAAAAUUGUACAAUAAUGAACAAAAUAAAGGAAGUAUAUUAGAUAUUAAUAAUCAUAUUUCCAUUGUUAAACAAAACUUAUUGGAAAAUUCAAAAAUAGUAGAAGAGGGAGCUGAAAAUUUUGCAAUUAAUGUUUUACCCAAAUUUCAAGUGUUUAUUGAUACAUUAUAUUCUCUACGUAAACUAUUUGAAAGAUAUAGAAUAAUGGCCGGUAAUAACAUUGCCCAGUUACAUAAGCAUAUCGAAUCAAACAAAAUAAAGAUGGAUCAAGAAAAAGGUAAGCCGGAUACAAGCAGUGCUGAAUAUGAUAAAUUACAUCUGGCUAUAAAAAGAGAUCGAAAGGAAAUUUAUUUGCAAACUAAUAGGGCCUGGCUAAUAAGAGAAUGUGUAUUACAAGAAUUUUCCUUAUUUCAAGAAACACAGUAUUUAAUUUCUGAGGCAUUUAAGAAUUGGGUAAGAAUACGUUCCAAUACAUCUGGCUUAGAUUUAAAUUUAUGGGAGAAAUUAGUUGAUAAUUUAGCAGAUAUGCCAUCACGCCCUUAA
Messenger RNA from Henningerozyma blattae CBS 6284, 1557 nucleotides. RefSeq lists its product as uncharacterized. NCBI's taxonomy places the organism in Eukaryota, Fungi, Ascomycota, Saccharomycetes, Saccharomycetales, Saccharomycetaceae. Gene Ontology annotation, biological process: retrograde transport, endosome to Golgi; protein targeting to vacuole. The record is from RefSeq and is a predicted model, not a curated record. The coding region runs from base 1 to 1557 and encodes 518 amino acids. The transcript has a single exon. Gene Ontology annotation, molecular function: phosphatidylinositol-3-phosphate binding. Gene Ontology annotation, cellular component: endosome.